AAACCUCCUCCAACAAACACUUUCACAAGAGUCACAAACAAUCUGUAUACGAUCUGAAGAAAAUGGCUGAAUCAGUUAUUUAUUACACUGUCACUGAAAUCCUAAAGAAGUUGGGUUCGUUGGUUGUCCAGGAGAUCGGGCUUGUAUCAGGGGUCGGGAAUGAAUUUGACAAACUCAAAAACACAGUUUCUACAAUCGGAGCUGUACUUGUUCAUGCAGAGCAGCAGCGAGCCUCAAAUCCUGAGAUAGAAGAUUGGCUCCAAAAGCUCAACGAUGCAUUUUAUGAUGCUGAUGACUUGCUCGACGACUUCUCUACUGAACUUCUCCGUCGCCAGGUUAUGACUCAGAACAAAAGCCUAAAGCAGGUACGCAUUUUCUUCUCAAGCUUAAACCAGCUUGCGUUCAGUAUUAAGAUGGCUCAUGAUAUUAAGGCCUUCAGGGAGAGACUAGAUGCAAUUGCAGAAGAUAGGAGAAAGUUUCACCUCACGGAACGGACUAUAGAAAAUACUAUAGUUCAGAGGGAGGAGACUCACUCUUUCGUUCAGGCAGAAUCUGUUAUUGGGAGGGAUGGUGAUAAAAUGGAAGUUAGCCAACUUUUAUUGGACGGUAAUGUUCAAGAGAAUGUGUCCGUUGUUGUAAUAGUUGGGAUUGGGGGACUAGGAAAGACCACACUUGCACAAUUAGUAUACAAUGACGAGAGUGUUACUAAACAUUUUGAGCUUAAGAUGUGGGUGUGUGUGUCUGAUGACUUCGAUGUGAAACUCAUUGUUGAAAAGAUCAUAGAGUCUGCAACAUCCAAAAAGCCUGAAAAAGACCUUUCCAUGGAUAACUUGCAAGAAACCCUUAGGAAAGAAAUUCACGGAAAGAAAUAUUUGCUUGUGUUGGACGAUGUGUGGAAUGAGGAUCGCGAAAGAUGGCUAAAACUAAGAGUUUUGUUGCAAGGUGCUUCAAAGGGAAGUAAGAUUUUAGUAACAACUCGUAGUGAAUUAGUUGCAAAUGUUACAAGCGCAAAUUCACCAUAUAUCUUAGAAGGCUUGUCUAAGAAGGAGUCAUGGUCUUUAUUUAAGCAAAUGGCAUUCAAACAUGUGGAGGACUUGGAGAAUACAUGUCGAGUAACAAUUGGGGAGGAAAUUGACAAAAGUCUAAGGGAGUUCCCCUUGUCAUUAGGGUUAUAGGAAGCCUACUAUACUCUACGGAUACAGAUAAUGAAUGGGUGGCUUUCAAAAAUAAUGAUUUGUCAAAAAUAGCUCAAAAAGAUGAUGUUUUACCGAUACUAAAGUUAAGUUAUGAUCACUUGCCUUCCAAUUUGAAAAAAUGUUUUGCAUUUUGUUCCUUAUACGUGAAAGAUCAAGAAAUUGAUAAGCAUGAAUUAAUUCAAAUGUGGAUUGCAAAUGGAUUCAUUCCGUUACUGCAUGAAAAUCAACAAUUGGAAGAUGUAGGUGAUUUGUAUUUUAUGGAUUUAUUGAGGAGGUCCCUUUUUCAAGAUGUACAAAGAGAUGAAAGGGGUGAUAUAAGAUGGUGCAAAAUGCAUGAUCUUAUCCACGACGUAGCACAAUUAGUGACAAGGUUUGAGUACUCAAAUUCAGAUACAAAAAAUGUUACCGAAAGAACUCGCCAUGUGUCAUUUGCUUAUUACAUUUCAACCCAAUUGGUGAGAGGUAACAAGUUACGAACAUUGAUUUUGAAGGAUCAAAGAUUAGAAAAAAAGGAUUUCAAAAGGAUUGUUUCAACUCAUAAAUGUUUACGCUUAUUGGAUUUGCCCAAUAUGAAGAUCAAGACCGUGCCGAAUUACAUAAGCAAGUUGAAACAUUUAAGGUAUCUUGAUCUUAGCAGCUAUCUCAUCAAAUAUCUGCCAAGUUCAAUAACCAAGUUGCAAAAUUUGCAAACUCUGAAACUCAAUAGCUGUCACUGUCUUAAAGAGUUGCCCAGAGAUUUUAAGAAAUUGGUAAACCUUAAUCAUGUUGAGCUUGACGAGUGUUUGGACUUGAUUGGCAUGCCAGUUGGAUUGGGACAAUUGAGGUCUCUUUUGACAUUAACAAGGUUUGUAGCGGAUUUAAAUAGCAGCGGGUUGAGUGAACUACAAAAUCUAAACAAUUUACGGGGAAGGUUAAGCAUUAAAAUGUUUGGUCGUCCUCGUGGGCACUCAUGUAGUAAUAGCAGGUGGUGGUGUUUAAAGGACGCAACAGCGGCAGAGGGAGUUACAAACUACUUGGAGGCCAAACAAUACCUGAAGAUGCUGGUGUUACAAUUUGAUAGGGAUGAAGAUAAUGGGGUUUUGUUGGAAUCCCUACGUCCACACCCGAAUCUGAAGGAGCUGGGAAUAGAUAGAUAUGGGGGAGUGAGUUUCCAGCCAAGUUGGAUGAUGGUUGACAAAAUUGGCUUAUUCUCUUCAUUUCUCCCAAAUCUAGUCAGAAUUAAUAUGUCCAAUUGUCACAGCAAACAUCUUCCACUAUUUGGGCAACUUCCUUCUCUCCAAUUUCUUCGUCUUUUGUUUAUGAAUUCCUUGGAGUACAUGGAGGACAAGAGUAGUAGUGAGGAUUCUCUGUGCUCUUCAUCUUCAUCCAGUGGAGGAGGAGCACCAACACCAACAUUCUUCCCAUCCCUCAAAACACUUGACCUCUGGAAAUUGCCUAAAUUGAAGGGAUGGUGGAGGAGCCAAGCAGAAGAAGAAGCAACAACAACUUUACAGGACCAACAACAACAACAUUUGAACAAGCUCCCAUCAUUUCCUUCUCUUUCCCAAUUAUCCAUCCGAUGGUGCCCUAAUCUGGCAUCAAUGCCUAUUCUGCAACCAUGUCUUGAACAACUAGAUCUCCAUGAAGUCAGCAAGUAGGUAGUAGAAGAAGAGUUAAAGAUGACAUUGGUGUCCCCAACCCCACCAACAGAUACACUCGCAACCUCUUCCUCAUCUUCUUCUUUGCUUUUUCCUCCUCUUUCCAAUUUAAAGUCUCUGAAUUUAUCCAUAAUUGACGAUCUAGUUACUCUCCCAGAGGAGUCGUUUCUAAGCCUCACUUCACUUCAACGGCUGAGCAUUGAUUCCUGCCCCAAAUUGACAUCACUGCCCGAUGGCAUGCAUCAGCUCACUGCGUUACAACAUCUCACAAUUGGAUCUGGUUCUGAAGAGUUAAUACAUAGAUGCCAGAAAGAGACUGGGGAAGAUUGGCCAAAGAUUGCUGACAUCCCCCACGUUUCUAUAUGGUAGUGACAUACAUACAAGGAAAUGUUGAAUUUUCAUUUUGUGCACGCUUGUGUUCCGGGGUAGCUUGAUCAGUACGUCAUUGGAUUAGCUUACAGUCUUCUUCUUCUUCGUCUUCUUCAUAUUCCUAUUAUUUAAUCUCAAAGCUCAUCAGGCAAAGGCUAGAGAAGUGCAUCCGAAUCUUGAAAUUCUUCCUUCAGCUUCAUUGUUAAAUUGGUCCUCCUCAUCCUCACCUACUCAGAAGCACAAAGCUGAUACUCCGCUCAAUAUGUCAAUGAAGAGCAAUGCCUUGACUGUGGUUGUACCCAAUGGGGACGAAGCAGCAACAUUAUGUCUAUGUUAAUGCUCAUUAUUGAUAAAUAACUCCCACUAUCUACCUUUCAUUUUGAAGGAUAGAAAAUACCGAAAAUACUACUAAGCCACGUGCUUUUGUGGUUUAUAUAUAUUUUAUAUUUGUGUGUUAAAUUUGGCAUGUUGUAGUAAAACAUGUGUAUCCAAACUAUGUUUUGGUUUUGGGGUGUGGGGUUGUGGAUUGAUUGGAGGGUUGUGCAAGAUUCAAUCAUGUGUGAUAACAAUUGAAGUUGAAAACUGAUGUAUGUUUUAGUUGUUUAAUUACUCUAUGUAUGUAUUUUUAAUGCUUAUGGUGUGUUGAUUA
Messenger RNA from Cornus florida, 3851 nucleotides. RefSeq names its product disease resistance protein RGA2-like. Gene Ontology annotation, molecular function: ADP binding. NCBI's taxonomy places the organism in Eukaryota, Viridiplantae, Streptophyta, Magnoliopsida, Cornales, Cornaceae. The record is from RefSeq and is a predicted model, not a curated record. Gene Ontology annotation, biological process: defense response to fungus. The transcript is spliced from 4 exons. Bases 63 to 1175 code for a protein of 370 amino acids.